Molecule: messenger RNA, 3249 nt
Organism: Scatophagus argus
Lineage: Eukaryota; Metazoa; Chordata; Actinopteri; Scatophagidae
Gene: vps11
Product: VPS11 core subunit of CORVET and HOPS complexes
Exons: 16
Coding region: 14-2836 (940 amino acids)
Biological process (GO): intracellular protein transport; vacuole organization; organelle fusion
Cellular component (GO): endosome; HOPS complex
Molecular function (GO): protein binding; protein-macromolecule adaptor activity
Source: RefSeq, a predicted model, not a curated record
ACUUUUGUGUCACAUGACAACGCCCUGUCAGAGCCACUGUGCUAACACUAACAAAAUGGCAGCGUUCUUACAGUGGAGAAAAUUUGUCUUUUUUGACAAAGAUACUAUAAAAGAUCCCGUGGAUAAUGGGAAAAACUUUGCUCUUCCAAGCGGAAUAUCGGCUUGUGACUCUGGCCGGGGUCAUAUUGUUCUGGGAGAUAUGGACGGCACUAUCUGGCUUUUGACACGCUCCCUGCAGUUGACAUCUUUUCAGGCCUACAAGUUGCGGGUAACACACCUCUACCAACUGAAGCAGCACAGCAUCCUUGUAUCAGUGGGGCAGGAUGAACAUGGAAUAAAUCCUCUGGUAAAGGUAUGGAACCUUGACAAGAGAGACAGUGGAAAUCCUCUCUGCACUAGGAUUUUUCCUGCAAUUCCUGGCAACAGACCGACUGAAGUGUCUUGCCUCAGUGUACAUGAAAACCUCAAUUUCAUGGCCAUUGGCUUCACAGACGGUAGUGUUGUUUUGACCAAAGGUGACAUCACCAGGGAUCGUCACAGUAAAACACUGACUCUGCAUGAGGGAACCAGCCCAGUCACAGGCCUUGCUUUUCGCCAAGUGGCAAAGGUUACACAUCUGUUUGUUGCCACUCUGGAGAAGGUUCAUUGCUACACCUUGUCCAUCAAGGAAUAUCCUAAAGUAGAGCUGGAUACGCAUGGUUGUGCACUGCGCUGCUCCUCCCUGGCAGAUCCCUCCCAGGAUUCCCAGUUUAUUGUGGCUGGUGACGAAUGCGUGUACCUGUACCAACCUGAUGAGCGAGGGCCCUGCUUUGCCUUCGAUGGACAAAAGCUGUUGGCUCACUGGCACCGUGGAUAUCUGUUUCUACUCAUCAGGGAUGCAAAGUCACCCGGCAAGACAGAUUUUGGUACCAGGGAGAGCUCCUCAUCAGAUAAACAGCUUCUGACCAUCUAUGAUCUGGAUAACAAGUUCAUCGCCUACAGUGCUGCUUUUGAUGAUGUCGUUGAUGUGGUGGCAGAAUGGGGCUCCUUCUACAUCCUGACCAGAGAUGGAAAAAUGUUUGUUCUUCAGGAGAAAGACACACAAACCAAACUGGAGAUGCUCUUUAAGAAGAACCUGUUUGUGAUGGCUAUAAACCUGGCCAAGAACCAGCACCUGGACAGUGACGGACUGUCUGAGAUCUUCAGACAGUAUGGUGAUCACCUUUACCUUAAGGGAGACCAUGACGGAGCCAUCCAGCAGUACAUUCGCACCAUUGGGAAACUGGAACCAUCAUAUGUCAUCAGGAAAUUUCUGGACGCACAGAGGAUCCACAACCUGACGGCCUACCUGCAAGCUCUGCACCGUCAGUCACUAGCCAACGCAGACCACACCACGCUGCUGCUCAACUGUUACACCAAGCUGAAGGACAGCUCCAAGUUGGAAGAGUUUAUUAAGAGCAGUGAAAGUGAGGUCCACUUUGAUGUUGAGAUUGCCAUUAAGGUUCUUCGGCAGGCUGGCUACCACAGCCAUGCUGUUUUCUUGGCUGAGAAACACAUGCACCACGAAUGGUACCUGAAGAUCCAGCUGGAAGAUCUCAAGAACUACCAGGAGGGGCUGCGUUAUAUUGGACGUCUGCCUUUUGAACAAGCUGAGAGCAACAUGAAGCGUUACGGCAAGACACUGAUGCACCACGUCCCUGAAGGUACCACGCUACUCCUGAAGGGCUUAUGCACCAACUACCAACCAAGCGGAGACGCUGCUGAAAAAGACAGCCUGGAUAGGGGUCACAUCAAUAAGGCCAACUCGGAGGAAUUCAUCCCAAUAUUUGCUAACAACCCACGAGAGCUGAAAGCCUUCCUGGAACACAUGAUUGAGGUGGAACCCCAUUCUCCUCAGGGUGUGUAUGACACAUUGCUGGAGCUUCGGCUGCAAGACUGGGCACACGAACAGGACCCUGAGAGAAAAAAGGUCCUGCAGGGGGAAGCUGUGUCGCUGCUGAGGAGUGACAACACUGUAUUUGAUAAGGCGCUGGUCCUCUGCCAGAUGCACAACUUCAAAGAAGGAAUCCUCUACCUUUAUGAGAAGGGCAAACUGUACCAGCAGAUAAUGCACUACCACAUGCAGAAUGAGGAGUACGGAAAAGUGAUAGAGGCCUGCAAACGCUAUGGCGACCAAGAGGGUUGCCUCUGGGAGCAGGCACUGGGAUACUUUGCCAGAAAAGAAGAGGACUGCAAGGCCUACAUCAGUGAGGUCCUACAUCACAUCGACCAAAACAACCUGAUGCCUCCAUUACUUGUGGUACAGACACUGGCGCACAACUCGACAGCCACUCUCUCUGUCAUCAAGGACUACCUCAUCAACAAGCUGCAGAGGGAGAGCCAACAGAUAGAGGACGACGAACGCAAAAUCCGCCAGUACCGCGAAGAAACCGCUCACCUCCGCUCCGAGAUCCAGGAGCUCAAAACGAGUGCCAAGAUAUUCCAGAAGACCAAGUGUAACAUGUGCAACAGCCCGCUGGAGCUGCCCUCUGUUCAUUUCCUGUGUAGCCACUCCUUCCACCAACAUUGCUUUGAAAGCUACGCUGAGAGUGAGGCUGAGUGCCCGACUUGCACUCCAGAGAACCGCAAAGUCAUGGACAUGCUGCGUGCCCAGGACCAGAAACGUGACCUGCAUGACCACUUCAACAGACAGCUGCGCACCUCUAAUGACGGUUUCUCUGUCGUGGCCGACUAUUUUGGUCGAGGAGUGUUUAACAAACUGACUCUGGUCACCGACCCGCCUGGCAGCAAAACUGUUGGGAGCCUAGAGGUCAACCUGCAGAGAGAUCUUCUCAUCCACACCAAGAGAAACUGCUAGAAGCCUCAGCUUGUGAUUAUGGUCUAAAUUCUAGCUGGACAUUCUCUUUGUGUCCAGCUUCACAUUAGUGCUGGCUCAGCCACGUGUGUGAGGUGCCACUUUAUUUAUCAGAAAAUGUAACUGCCUGCUUUUAGUACCUGUGAUGGACCUAUUUGCAUAAUUGUGCUCUUGUCAGUCAUGAUUCACUGGGGAUUGAUUGUAAUAAAUGUACUUUAGUUUAAAACAAUGUGUAAUACUGUGUCCUAAGGCCUUGCUGAAUUACACGUUGGAGAAGUUUGCUUUGUUGUGUUUGCUUUUACUCAUUCUCUUACAUGUGUCAAUAAUAAUCUGUCCUUAUUGAAAUUAUUUGUCAUUAUUUUAGUCACUCAAACCCGAGUGAAAAUAUCAAUAAAGUCAUUAUCAAGUGCAUUUUC